This is a messenger RNA of Haemorhous mexicanus (house finch), 380 nucleotides long. RefSeq names its product protein S100-A4-like. The coding region runs from base 1 to 303 and encodes 100 amino acids. The transcript is spliced from 2 exons. Gene Ontology annotation, cellular component: cytoplasm. Lineage: Eukaryota; Metazoa; Chordata; Aves; Passeriformes; Fringillidae. The record is from RefSeq and is a predicted model, not a curated record. Gene Ontology annotation, molecular function: calcium ion binding; transition metal ion binding.
AUGGCGUGUCCCCUGGAGCAGGCGCUGGCCGUGGUGGUCGCCACCUUCCACAAGUACUCAGGCAACGAGGGCGACAAGUACAAGCUCAACAAAGCCGAGCUUAAGGAGCUGCUCACCAAGGAGCUGCCGAGCUUCAGCAAACAAACCAGCGAGGCGAGUUUACAGAAGCUGAUGAGCAACCUGGACUGCAACAGCGACAACGAGGUGGAUUUCCAGGAGUACGUGACCUUCCUGGCCUGCAUGGCCAUGAUGUGCAACGACUUCUUCCAGGACCUCCCGGACAAGAUGCCGCGCAGGAAGUGAGGGCAGGGCCCGGCACCGCCCCGGGACCCUCCCGUUGUGCUCCCGAUGUCAUUUCAAUAAAUCUCGAUUUAAACGAA